GGAACACCUGCCAAGUAUAAAUCGGAAGAGCCAGGAUGACGAAGCGCACAAGGGGCAACACACGUUGUCCGUCGAGCAUUACUUUCCGUGGUUGCUGGCGAUGCUCAAGAACAGCCGGAUGUACGCAUCCGAGCAGUUCUUGACAAUUAAGAUAAUGUUCUUAACGGGAUUAUCGGUUUUCUUUAUUGUAUUGAUAUUUGUGAAUCUAAUAGCGGAAAUUGGAAUAAUUAUAGUAGGUGUGGAUGCAAAUCAGUUUGCUGAUGUUGUCAGUAUAAUCGCUACACAUGUCGUGGGCUCAAUAAAAUGGAUAUAUUGUACAACAAACAACAGAAAGCUUUUUGGUAUCACGCAGAAAUUGGAAAGAUGUCAUGUGCUUUGCCAACGUGUUGAUAGUACUGUGGAAGGCACGUAAGCUACUCAUUGUUAUCCAUAUAUCUCUUUGUAUGUAAUUUUAGAUUUAUUCUAUAAAACAACUCUUGUAGUUCAUGUAUUACCGAUUUGAGAAUAUCGAAAGAGAUUAUGGUUAUUGUUUACGACCUAACAUGUAUGACUAGUCAUGAUUUAAAAUUGGGAUAUUUUCAAGUUGUAGUUUUUAACAAUUCCAUCGGAGAUGCAAUAAGCUUUCUGAUAUAACGCAUAAAGUUUUUUUUUCCGUGUUUCAUUAAUAUUUAGUUUUGUGUGAUCAAGAUUACAAGAACGACAAUUUUUUAGAACAAGAAGCUUAUAAGAAUGAAGUUGAAUGUGCACGGCGGCACUGCAACAUCUUCUUCUUAUGGUGGUCAUGCAUGUGUAACUUCACAGUUCUUCAGUGGUGUGUCGCCCCGUUACUAUCAGGAACUUACAAGAUAUACUUGAUCAAUGAUACAUUUACAGACAGAGAUUUGCCUUAUAUCGCAUGGUUUCCGUUAGAUACUCAGAAUAUUUUUAAUUAUAUUUUGCUGUAUAUGGUAGAGGCAGUCGGAAUGUUGUCUUGUAUAGUUGCAAUUUAUUGUUUCGAUUCAUUUUAUGUUUCAAUGUUGAUUAUCACCUCUGCACAACUUCGAUACAUCAAUAGGACACUAACUAAAACUCAUCUCCUUGAGAACAAACGAGCGUCAGAGGCUGUAUGCAUGCUCAGGAAAAAAUUAAGAAAUUGUGUCGAUUGCCAUGUGGAAAUCAUAGAAUUUUUAAACAAGUUGCAAACUUUUGCCAGUCCAAUAAUGUUCAUUCAAUGCAUCGAAACAACAAUUGUUGUUUGUUUCCUCUCAUUUGAAGCAUCAGCGAUUAAACUUACGAUGGACGAAGAAAAUUUGCUUGUAUUGAUUAAUCUAUUGCUAUACUUCAUAGCCAUCUCUGUUCAAUUGGGGUUCUUCUGUUUCUUCGCUACUCAAAUUACACAUUUGACAUCGCUAAUUCCCAUUUCGAUACAUUCCUGCGGAUGGGAGGUUGCGAUUUUCGACCAAAAGGAGGAAUCGAAUACCAAUAAACAAUUUAAGUCCAGUGAUAUCCAUAUAUUAGCACAAAUGAUAAUAGUUCAAGCACAGAAGCCGAUUAUUUUGACCGGUGGUCCGUUUUACGUACUUUCAAUGGAAACUUUCAGAGCCGUUAUUACUUUGGCAUUGUCAAACUCUAUAAUGCUGCGGCAACUCUCUGAUAAAGAGGAAGGAUAAGAGCCAGCAGCUGCUAGUUGUAUCGUUAUUAUAUCGUUAUUAAGUAGAAAAAUUGUUUUUAAUCUAAACCAUUGUUAUAUAUGUUAACUGAUAUAAUAGCUAAAGUUAAGCUAUGUUUAGUAUGUGAUACUCGUUACAGAAUAAUAUAUUCUACAAUGUUCUAAAAUUUUCAUUGUCAUGUUACAAAAAAUUCUUAUUUACAAAAAAAUAUGGCAAUUAAAAAAAAUAAUUCCUUUUUAUAGAAAAUUUGGAUAAUAGGUCAGUACGAUUAAAUGUUACUAUACUUAGCAGUUGUCGUAUUAAACUGGUAAAUCUGUUGAUUGUUAACAGAAAACUUGUCAACCUACUUUUAUUUAUACUUACCUAAUAAGACGUUAACCGGCAGAUAAUUCGCACAUUUCAAGCGCAUGCAAAUACAGCGAUACACUGAUUACGUUAAUUGCGAGUU
Messenger RNA from Odontomachus brunneus, 2097 nucleotides. Its product is annotated as odorant receptor 4-like. Gene Ontology annotation, molecular function: odorant binding; olfactory receptor activity. Gene Ontology annotation, cellular component: plasma membrane. Lineage: Eukaryota; Metazoa; Arthropoda; Insecta; Hymenoptera; Formicidae. Gene Ontology annotation, biological process: detection of chemical stimulus involved in sensory perception of smell; sensory perception of smell. The coding region runs from base 786 to 1649 and encodes 287 amino acids. The record is from RefSeq and is a predicted model, not a curated record. The transcript is spliced from 6 exons.